Colletotrichum godetiae is the source of this 1263-nucleotide messenger RNA. RefSeq names its product S-adenosyl-L-methionine-dependent methyltransferase. The record is from RefSeq and is a predicted model, not a curated record. The transcript is spliced from 8 exons. NCBI's taxonomy places the organism in Eukaryota, Fungi, Ascomycota, Sordariomycetes, Glomerellales, Glomerellaceae. The coding region runs from base 136 to 1167 and encodes 343 amino acids. Gene Ontology annotation, molecular function: methyltransferase activity.
AAAGCUGAUAGUCCUAGCAAGUUCUAUUUUAUUUCAGGAUUAUCCACGAAAAAAUAAAAUUCAACGUCUUGCACUUUUCAACGCAAUGAAAGCGAGUGUUCAUCCCGACACGAUUGACUGGCACGAGCUGGGAUAAUGGAGGCCCAAACAACUCCCAGAUCUGCAGCCGAAGAGCCGACAACGGCAUCAAUCGAUGAACUAGAGGAAGACGACGCCGAUUCGGGGCUCGCUGAUGAUGACGAAGGGCGCUCCACGUUAUCGUUGGAUGAAGACACGAUCAAUUACCAAGUGCUUCGUGGUAGAACAUACCAUAAUAGCUACUCUGAGUCCACGACAGUCUACUGGGGCGCCAACGACAAGCCUCAGAGCAAAGCAAUGAACUCUUACAACGACACGUACAGGGAUUUUACAGGACGGAUGCAACGUGCAGAGUUGGCACCUGAUAUCCAACGAGUGCUGGACAUUGGAACUGGAACGGGAAGCUGGGCCGUGCAAUUUGGCGAAUGUUUUCCAAGUGCUACGGUCAUCGGUACGGAUUUGUCGCCAAUCCAGCCCGGUAUGGUUCCCCCAAACGUGUUUUUCGAAGUCGUCGAUUGUGGGGAGAAAUUGCCGUACAAGGAUAACCGCUUUGACUAUGUACACAUGAGGUUUCUAAGCGGCUCCAUUCGCAAUUGGGAUUCCUUGGUUGCAGAAAUCUUACGAGUCCUCAAGCCUGGUGGUAUUUUCGAAAGCUCUGAGCCAUCUCCGGUCAUUGAAACCGAUCAUGGUAGGUCCGACGAGAAUAGCGCGUGUCAACAAUUGGUUCGUAUCCUCGAUGAGUACGGUAAGAUGGUGGACCAGACCUUUGCAGUAGUACGCAAUGGGCUACAGGAAGACUGCAUGGUGAAGGCUGGAUUCACUGAUAUACAAGUGAAAACAUUCAAGUUUCCGCUUGGUCAAUGGCAGCCGGACGAAAAUGGUAAGGAAACCAGACCGUGGGCGCAAGGGAUGAUGGACGAUCUGGAAGGCUUCAUUCUACGCCCGGCUACAUCAAUUGGCUGGUCCUGGAACGAAGUUCAGGUCUUUCUCGCUCUUUUACGAAAGGAGAUCAUGUCCGGGAAAAUGAAUCUGUGGUGUCUGCAUAAGGAUGUUUGGGGCCGUAAGCCGCACCCUACUUUGGAGACUUAGCCAGUACGUCACAGCGCACAUGUAGUGGUACGGCAAAAGGCGGGUUUUCACAACGUCGUCAACAUCAAUGUAGAAAACAGGGUCACUAGAAUUGGC